AUGGCUUCCGCAGACGAGCUCAAAGCUCUGGGCAACAAGGCCAUUGCCGACAAGAACUUUGACGAUGCCAUCGACAAGUUCACCCAGGCCAUUGCGAUACAGCCCGACAAUCACAUCCUCUACAGCAACCGAUCCGCCGCGUACGCUUCCAAGAAAGAGUGGGACAAUGCCCUAAAGGAUGCCGAGAAGACGACCGAGAUCAAGCCCGACUGGGCCAAGGGCUGGGGCCGCAAGGGUGCUGCGCUGCACGGCCAGGGUGACCUGCUCGGUGCAAACGAUGCCUACGAAGAGGGUCUGAAGCAUGACGCCAGCAAUGCGCAGCUCAAGAGCGGCCUGGCCUCGGUUCAGAAGGCGAUCCAGCAAGAAGAAGGAGGACCAGGAGGAGACCCCUCGGGCGGCUUGGGACAAAUGUUCAGUGACCCCAACCUGAUUCAAAAGCUUGCCUCGAACCCCAAGACGAGUGCCCUUCUGGCCGAUCCUUCCUUCAUGGCCAAGCUGCAGCAAAUCCAACAGAACCCCAAAAACACUCAGGAGCUCUUCACCGACCCGAGGAUGAUUCAGGUGCUCGGCGUAAUGAUGGGCGUGGAUAUGGACGUGCGCGAGAACGAUUUCUCUGCCCAAGACACGGCCAUGCCCGACGCGCCGUCAGAGCCCGCCAAGCCCGCCCCUGCAAAGAAGGCUCCCGAGCCCGAGCCCCAGCUCGAAGAGCUCGACGAGGAGGCCCUCGAGAAGAAGAGGAAAAAGGAAGAGGCUGACAAGGAAAAGGCCCUGGGCACUGAAAAGUACAAGAAGCGCCAGUUUGACGAGGCCAUCGAGCAUUACACCAAGGCUUGGGACAUUUUCCACGACAUUACCUACCUCAACAACCUCGGGGCUGCCUACUAUGAAAAGGGCGACUACGACAAGUGCAUUGAGGCGUGCACCAAGGCCAUCGACGAGGGCCGCCAGAUCUACGCUGACUUCAAGCUCAUCGCCAAGAGCUACGCCCGGAUCGGCAGCGCGCAUGAGAAGAAGGGAGACAUGGCCCUAGCCAUCGAAAACUACAACCGGUCGCUGACCGAGCACCGUACUCCCGACGUCCUGAACAAGCUCCGCGCCGCCGAGCGCACCAACGUCGAAGCCGCCAAAAAGGCAUACGUUGACCCGGCCAAGGCCGAGGAGGCGCGCGAGGAGGGCAACAAGAAGUUCAAGGAGAUGGACUUUCCCGGGGCGGUUGCCGCCUACUCGGAAAUGACCAAACGGGCCCCCGAGGACCCCCGCGGCUACAGCAACCGGGCGGCCGCCUUUAUCAAGCUGUUUGAGUUCCCCAGCGCGCUCGAGGACUGCGACGCGGCCAUCAAGCGCGACCCCACCUUUAUCCGGGCCUACAUCCGCAAGGCACAGGCCUACUUUGGCAUGCGCAAGUACUCGGAGUGUGUCGACGCCUGCACCGAGGCACAGCAGGUCGACCAGGAGCACCACAAGGGUGCCAACGCCCGGGAGAUUGAGCAGCAGCAGCAAAAGGCGUUCGGGGCCAUGUACUCUGCGCGCGAUAGCGAAACCGAGGAGCAGACGAGGGAGAGGCUAAUGAAGGACCCCGAACUCAUGAGCCUCAUGCAAGAUCCCGUCAUGCAGUCCAUCCUGCAGCAAGCACAAUCGGAUCCCAAGGCUCUGCAGGAGCACAUGCGGAACCCCGGAGUACGCACCAAGAUCCAGAAGCUGAUUGCCGCCGGCGUUAUUCGCGUCGGCCGUUAG
Messenger RNA from Hirsutella rhossiliensis, 1734 nucleotides. RefSeq names its product tetratricopeptide repeat domain-containing protein. Bases 1 to 1734 code for a protein of 577 amino acids. The transcript has 4 exons. Lineage: Eukaryota; Fungi; Ascomycota; Sordariomycetes; Hypocreales; Ophiocordycipitaceae. Gene Ontology annotation, molecular function: Hsp90 protein binding. The record is from RefSeq and is a predicted model, not a curated record.